UCAUACACAAGUUACUACUACGGUUGCAUUGCAGCAUAAGAUGAUGGGUCACGUUGAAAAUGGCUUUUCAUUUUUUGCUGCAGUUACACUCGCACUCCACCUCGUAACAGCAACCACUCUUUACCCUCCCCACUCUUCUUUAAACGGCGCCGUUAGAAUCGUCAGGGUUCGCCGGGACGGCGCAGGGGACUUCAGGACGGUAACGGAGGCCGUGAACAGCAUUCCUUCGGGGAACAAGCGGCGAGUGGUGGUGUGGAUUGGCAUCGGCGAGUACCGGGAGAAGGUCACCGUGGAUAGGACCAAACCUUUCGUCACGUUUUAUGGAGAGAGAAAUGAGAGCGACAGCCACACCAUGCCCAUCAUAACGUACCACGCCACCGCAUUAAGGUAUGGGACAGUCGACAGCGCCACCGUCGCUGUCGAAUCCGACUACUUCGUCGCUGUCAAUGUCGCUUUUGUGAACUCGUCUCCAAGGCCAGAUGAAAAGAGUGUUGGAGCACAGGCCGUAGCUAUGAGGAUAUCAGGGGACAAGGCUGCAUUCUACAACUGCAAGUUCGUGAGUUUUCAGGACACUUUAUGUGAUGAUAAAGGAAGACAUUUUUUCAAGGACUGCUACAUCAAAGGCUCCUACGAUUUCAUCUUUGGAAAUGGAAAAUCCAUCUACUUGAGAAGUACCAUAGAAUCGGUUGCAAAGGGUUUGAGUGUUAUCACAGCACAAGCUAGGGAAAGCAUUGCAGAAGAUACUGGAUUCAGUUUCCUUCACUGCAACAUUACGGGGAGUGGUAACAGGAACACUUACCUCGGACGUGCCUGGAAGAAGAGCCCUAGAGUAGUAUUUGCUCACACUUACAUGGGCUCCCUCAUCAGUGCCCGGGGAUGGUUCACCGAUCAACUUCCUCAACGCAAUUCUAACCAGACAAUCUACUAUGGAGAAUAUAGGUGCAUGGGAACAGGAGCUGUUUCCUCAGGGCGUGUAAAAUUUCGGAAGACACUGUCUUAUGAAGAAGCAAAGCCGUUCAUGAGCAUGGCCUAUAUUCAUGGAGGAAAGUGGGUUGUCCCACCUCCAAAGUUGUGAGCAUGUGAGCAUUAAUUGUUAUAAGAGAAACUUCUCAUAUACACGCUUGUAUCAUCAUUGUGCUGUGCUACUAUACCUGUCUACUAGUGUAACAAACAAAGUGUUACGUAAAACUUUGAAAACCUUGUUGGGUGUACUUGAUUCUUGUAAGAAAGGAUUUAUAACAUGCUGUACAAAUUUCCUUUUAUAU
Vigna unguiculata (cowpea) is the source of this 1265-nucleotide messenger RNA. Its product is annotated as putative pectinesterase 63. Gene Ontology annotation, molecular function: pectinesterase activity. Gene Ontology annotation, biological process: pectin catabolic process; cell wall modification. The record is from RefSeq and is a predicted model, not a curated record. NCBI's taxonomy places the organism in Eukaryota, Viridiplantae, Streptophyta, Magnoliopsida, Fabales, Fabaceae.